AUGUGCUGCACUAAGAUCGUUGGCAAAGCCGAUUCCAAGACUUUAAAUCUAGCCUUCUCCGAUCUAAAUUUUUGCCAAUAUGCUUCCCGCGCGGCAUCAUCUUGCAAAUCUAACCAUGUCCCAAGAAACCUAAGACUUGAGACCCGUCGUUUCUUUUUAAGUCUGUUGCUGAAAUUCCUUCUCAUAGGCAACGAUUUAAGUGGUGAAUAG
Sclerotinia sclerotiorum 1980 UF-70 is the source of this 210-nucleotide messenger RNA. RefSeq lists its product with no specific name. The transcript has a single exon. The coding region runs from base 1 to 210 and encodes 69 amino acids. NCBI's taxonomy places the organism in Eukaryota, Fungi, Ascomycota, Leotiomycetes, Helotiales, Sclerotiniaceae. The record is from RefSeq and is a predicted model, not a curated record.